GGUUGGGCAUUAAAUAUGGGCUUGACCGAUGACGUCACAUCCGGAAACAUAUUUGGAAUGCGUUUGAUUAAAUCAUGCGAAAACCCGCUUGAGUGGAGCUUAUUCGCGUUGAGGAAAGAGCCAUUGCCCCAAAGCACCGCCCGUCUGUGGCAUUCAAGCCAUGUUUUGAAGCGGACAUUGUCUUCUCAAAGAAGGCGGGAAGUUGAGAAACCGAAUUUUGACGGGGUCAGGCAUAGCUUGUGUUGUACCGCUCAGCUGGAGAUAACAAAAAGCACUUUCCGAUUUUAUUAUACAGAUAGUCUCGGAAUCAACUUUGUGUAUGCUGAUUGUUUAUGUCGAUUUUUUUUGGAGUCGCUAAGCCAACCUAUAUUUUCUAACGUAACGUUUUCGUUAGUUCAUAACGCACAACACAAUGGCCAUAAACAAGCCAAAAGAGAAAGAUGCCAGCCUCCCCUUCGCAGCCCUUCAGCUGCUGGCCCCGCCGGUCCGCCUGGUGUCCGCCGCGCUCUGGAAGGUGCUGAAGCAGAGGGACGUCAUGCAGUAUGGCGUCGUGGAGGAGUUUGUGACGUCAGCCUGCCAGACCGUCCCGAAGCUGCUGACUGUCAGACACCAGGGCAAGCUGGCCCUGGGGCUGAGAGCCCGGUUAAUCUUGGAAUUGUGCCGCACACAGCCUGAUGUCCAAAUAAUUUCACAACAUCUGGAAAGGAUUCGUCCUCCUGAAGCCCCGUUAUCUUCUGCCGCUUUUAUGAAAAACGACGUGAAAAUUCUGAAAUCCGUGGAGAACUUCCAUUCCUUCGUACACACAAUCCUGAAAGACUCUGUGGAGAGGGAACGUUUCUUCAGAGAACAGUUUCCAGUAGAAUAUGGCCCAAACUUUGACAAAGAGCUGGAGAAACUGCUUUGGGAGUUUCUGAUUCGACUGGACCAGCUGCUUCCUGUUCCCAACCUCACUCAGACGGUGUCAUGGCUCAGUAAUGCCCCCCCUGUCUUGGAGGAAUGUGCUCAAGCAGCAACGCAGCCCCAACUCCUUAAAAUCUUGCUUGAGCAUCAAUCCUGCCUCGGUCAUCUGGAGUCAGCAGCCUCCCUGCCUCCAAACAUGGGAGACUCCAUCCUGACCUCUCUCUCUCUGCCCCCGUCCGGAAGAACUGCAUCAAAUCCAUCAACAGAAUCGAGCAAAUCUCCCUCCAACCCGUCAAGACAGCAGCCGGCGGACACGACUCCAUUCAUCACACCUGUUAUUGGGCUCAUUUCAAACGAGGAGGUACCAGCCAUGAUCUCAGCCAGAAAAAAGUCCAUGCAGGCCGACGAGGGGUCCGGGCCGAAAGAUGCAGCAAACAAACAACGGGGUCCAAAAGAAAGCCCUAAAUUCACCUUGCUUAAAGAAAAACUAAAACCCAACGAUGACCAAGGACAAGAAGAGGACGGGAGGAGCCCGCUGAAUAAAAACACCAAACGAAAACGCAAGCAAGCGGACAAAACGGAAAGUGACUCGGAUGACGAUGAGGUUUUUAAUGUUUCCAGAUCUGCGAAAAAGAGGGAAAGCACGUACAUGCACAGGGAAAGAGACCAGGGAGCAGAUGAGGACAAGGAAAAGGGAGAAGAAAGAGACACUGGGUGUAGCAGAGAAGUCUUGAUCGCCCGCAUGAGCGAGCUCGGGAUCCGAGGACUUCACCAACCAGGAGAUCCAUCCAUCCAAUCUGCAUUUGCCUCCUGUUUAAGCAAGCAGCCCAUAGUUCACAUCAGAAAACUGCCUUCUUCUGGCCACAGUUUAUCUGGAGUGGAAGGAAGGCUUUUGGGGAGGACUAACUCAAUAAAGAAACAAACAAGGAGCCCCGAAACGCCUGAAUGUCCUGGCCAGGAAGAUAAAGAAAAUCAUCCUGACUUAUCGAGAUCUGCCUCUCAGGUGCGCAGGAACACAGAGAUGGCAGGUCUUUUCGGAGUCGACGAUUACGUAGCAGAUUCUGAGGAUGAAGGGAUUAAGAACUUUAAAGGCCGGCUGUUUACAAAGCGCUACUACAAGACCAAACAUGGGACCUUUGUUCCCACCCUCAGGGAGUUCUGGAAACCCGGAGCGACCCGGAGAAACUUGUCGUCUGGCAACAGACGCAGGUGAAAGAAAACUGCCUUCAGGAGUCUCAGCAGACACGUCUCAAUGGACUUCAAUUGAUUUGAAUACUCUUAGGCCUUCCACAUUAAAAAAUCCCAACUGCUACUAUUAGUAAGUCCCUGCAGCUAUCCUAUAUUACCUCCCAGUUUAGUUUAAAUUAGAUUUAAUCUGAAUAAGUGGUUUGUAAUCAUGAUAUGCCACAGAUUAUAAGCCUGAUGUUGCUGUUUAUUUGUGGUUUUAUUCAGAAAGUAUUUUGUAUGUAUGCUUUGAAGCACACUGCUUUUAUGUAUUUAUAAAUGCAAAAUCUAAUUUAAUCAACUAAUAAAGAACUUCAA
This is a messenger RNA of Oryzias latipes (Japanese medaka), 2442 nucleotides long. It is a transcript of the gene tinf2, whose product is annotated as TERF1 (TRF1)-interacting nuclear factor 2. NCBI's taxonomy places the organism in Eukaryota, Metazoa, Chordata, Actinopteri, Beloniformes, Adrianichthyidae. The record is from RefSeq and is a predicted model, not a curated record. Gene Ontology annotation, biological process: telomere capping; regulation of telomere maintenance via telomere lengthening. Gene Ontology annotation, cellular component: shelterin complex. Gene Ontology annotation, molecular function: telomeric repeat DNA binding.